Molecule: messenger RNA, 255 nt
Organism: Knipowitschia caucasica
Lineage: Eukaryota; Metazoa; Chordata; Actinopteri; Gobiiformes; Gobiidae
Source: the annotation of a GenBank genome assembly
AUGUGUGCAUCCGAUGUCAGACCCCGGGGCCAGAAGCAGUCCGAUGUCAGACCCCGGGGCCAGAAGCAGUCCGACAUCAGACCCCGGGGCCAGAAGCAGUCCAGAGACUCCUCCAACAGGCUCGGGGCCUGCUCUGCCGCAGCCGCCCUGCUCUGCCGCAGCCGCCCUGCCGCAGCCGCCCUGCCGCAGUACGGGUGUCAGUCCGGGUUAGCUUCAGAGCCCACCCCCACCACCGCAGAAGGGCUGGUUAACUGA